This is a messenger RNA of Ramularia collo-cygni, 2610 nucleotides long. RefSeq lists its product as uncharacterized. Lineage: Eukaryota; Fungi; Ascomycota; Dothideomycetes; Mycosphaerellales; Mycosphaerellaceae. The transcript has 2 exons. The record is from RefSeq and is a predicted model, not a curated record. Gene Ontology annotation, molecular function: DNA-binding transcription factor activity, RNA polymerase II-specific; DNA binding. Gene Ontology annotation, cellular component: RSC-type complex; nucleus. Bases 1 to 2610 code for a protein of 869 amino acids. Gene Ontology annotation, biological process: regulation of transcription by RNA polymerase II.
AUGGCCUUCGUCGCCUCCGCCAACGACCCGUACGCGGCCCAUGACCACUCGGAGCUGUAUACAACUGGCGAUCGAUACACACAGCAACAGCAAGCGCACCCCCACACACAGCACACACAGCACCAACCACAACACAUGCAACACACACAGCACCCACAGCACCCACAUUAUCAAGCACAUUCUUACUCGACRGCACCGUCAGACCCGUCUAUGCAUGAUCCGUCCAUGCCCAGCUUCUACUCCACCUCCCUGGCGAAUGGCAUAUCCUGCGACAUCAAGCCACGUCUUACCAAGGAGCAGCAUGACAUUCUCGAGUCGCAUUACCAGAAACAGCAUAAACCCAACACCAGCACUAAGAAGAGUUUUGCGGAGACACUGAACGUAUCGCUGGAAAAGGUCAAUAACUGGUUUCAAAAUCGCCGCGCCAAAACCAAGCAGGAUGCAAAGAAGGCGCAAGGUCUGAACAUUUACCAACAAACUAGCAAUUCCACCAACUUCGGUUCCGACUACGAUAUCUCACCGGGCCACUCUUCUAGUGACUACAUGGCCAUGAUACAGCAAUUUGCGGAAAGCGAUCGUCUAUCGACCUCGUACGGAUCUGGAGUCGGUCAACCGCCUAUGACACAUGAUCAGCAGCCUGUUCACGGACUUCCGUUCGCCCCUGCAGGGCAGCAGUACAGCGAUGGAGCUAUUUCACAGCAGAUGGCUCAGGACAUGUUUGACAGUCCGCAAGAGAUGAACAGAAGGACUCUCACGCAAGAGCAGUUCGACGCCUUCGCUCUGUCUCAGUCAAACAACCACUUCGCGGACUUCCAGUCCAAUGGCCCAGGUGAUGCCGAUCUCCAGCAGGUGUUCCCCGAAAUGCACCAGGACAACUUCAAGACUCAGCAUGCUUACGCCUUUCCGCAUCCAAUGAGUGCUCCAAUUUCAAGCAACGACUCUAGUCUCCCAUCAUCGUGUUCAGAACAAUCUACAUUCCCGCCCUCCGUUAUGAUGCAGCAUCACCAAAACCUAUCUACUGAAUCUCUCGAAUGGGCCGACAGUCGCAGCUCCUCUGUUUCAAUGCCUUCCAGCCAGGAAGACGCCCUCCAACAAAUGCAGCAAAUGUCACACCAGGACCUUUCGUCGCAGUGGCAGGCCGGACCAUCCAUACCGGUCGACCCGAGCACACUCCAACAGCAAUUUAGCGAAGCAGAUUUCCAUGAGCUGAACUCGCAACAGCAACAAUUGCAAGCGGACAAUCCAUUGACUUGGCCUGUUGACGACUUCCUUCGACGAGACUCGCAGACUGGAUCAAUUCUUGCACAGCAAAUGAGCUCAUUCGCUAUUCAACCCCCACAGGCACCCCAAUCUGCGGCGUUCAAAUGCCCUCCGCCCCCGCUUGUCACCACGGGUGGCAUUGCUGCUCGGCGUCAAAGGCCACGCCCGGCUACAUUGGGCAUUGCAGCCAUGCGAAGUCAGUCCUACAGCGGUGCGGCCCAGCCUGCGUCCCCGGGUCACCAGUCGAACAAUCUCGCUCCGGUGCAGCAACUUCGACGUAUUCGCUCUAGCAUUGGAAAUGGCCGCGUCACGAAGUCUGGAACAGGCUCUGCUCAGAGAUCACCUAUGAACUUUACGUUCGCUGAUGCGAUGAACUCUCCCAGACUUGCCAGGCAAGUCUCGUCGGCUUCCCUGGGAGACCACUUGGCGCCACCCACACCUCUGUCACCCAGCGAGAUGUCCCUCGCCGAGACGGGUAGAGCGCCGCUCACGUCGUGGCAGUCUUCGUCUGGCCCAAUCAGUCGUCAAGCAAGCAUCAGUGAAACUGAUCUUGAACACAAUGUGCCUGUACUCGCGCCGACGUUCACCUCCCCUCCACACACACCGAUGUAUCACCAACUCCAGCAUUCGCAUCAUCAAUUCCAGUCACGGGUUGGCAGUAAUGUCAUUACUGAGAAUACGCCGCCUCAGUCUGCACCUGCGUCGCAGCAGACGUUCCCUCACAACGCAUUCAUGGCUCCACAGCAAUACUCCCAGAGCAUGGCACCACCACAGCAGCCACUUAAGAUGCAGGCGUACAUGACUACUCCGCCACAAAAUCCGUCUUUCAAUGAGCAUUMAAUGUCAGCCAUGUCAUUUGUGCCGCCUCAGCACUCGCCGAAUGCCACCAAUCCCAUUAUUCCCAUGCAUUUCACAACCGGCCCUCUGGUUGACGACCAAAGCAAAGUUGGGGGAAUGGCAUUCCCACCACAGAUGCAACAACAGCAACCCUUACAAUUCGUGAACCACGGACCGCCCGCAAACCUAUACCAGGCUCCUUCGCGAAACACCAUUUCUCCUCCUGAAGGCGGCCAUUACAGCUUYGUAACAUCCGACGGAACAUCAGGAGGCAUGCGCGGCGUCACCUCUCAAGCACAGAAGCAGCCUUCUCAAAGCGCCGGAGAACUCUUCGUACAUGAGUAUACACCACCACAGGAUGUUAGAGGCGCGGCGAGCUCGAGGAAACCUCCCGUCGUCGACAACGCUCCGAAGACUUUCACUUUUGCGAAUCACGGCCCAGAACAUUUCCUUGAAAAGGAAAAGGCGAAGAAGUCCGUUGCGUUCAGCAGCCCGUCCAGUGCUUCCAGCUAA